AUGUGGAACGGUCUCGACAGCGGUGGUGGUGUUAACUUGGCUGGUCGGUCAUCAGGACUGAGCAAGGCCCGAUUCCUCCAACAACAGCGGGCUCAAAGGCAGAAACGGGAGCAGGACCGGAGGAGGGUCGUGGCAGCGGGGCUCAUCCAGCGCGUAUAUCGUGGCCGGCGCGAGGCAUCACGAGUGGCCCGCGAGAUCCGGGCUACUGUAGACAAGCGUAACGGUGACUUGAUUAAGGUAAUGGACACACUCGGCUUGGAUGACUCUGUCAUCGGCAAGUUCCUCGGCAAGGCACUUCCUGGACAAGUUCAACGCUUGCUGUUCGCUCAUUGUAUACGAUCGGACCGAGCUGAGGACCGACGAAUAGCUGCGGCCACUGCUAACUUGGUCGUCCGACACCAUCAGCUCAGUGGGGCCUCUUCCACUGAUUCUGUUGAAAGCCCAUUCUUAUCUUGCUACCCACGAGGCCUGUUACCACGCUUCUUAUCACUCCUGUUGGACCUUGACGUGCCCGCCGGAUUCGACCUGGCCCUGGUUCUUCCCCAGAAUCAGAUAGCCAAGGCAGCCACAACACCCACUAGGGUCCGCGCCCUGGCUGUGGGCAUUUGGAGAGACCCAUCGCGUUCGAUGAAACUCCUCCAUAACCCCGAGAUAGGCGGACAGCUUGCGUUGGUCACUAUCGCUCAGGGGUCCACAGUAGACCGGGAUGAGCCAGAGUUCAGUGAAAUCACGAAUAUAGCAGUCCGUCACCUAGAGAGUGUUUACCCUAACAUCGAGGAAACUCUCUCCCGCUGUUUUGCAGAAGCUUCUACUGAUGAGGGAAUGUCAUUGCUAUCGCGCAACUUGUGCCGCUGGAUCGAGACUUCAGCCAACAGCGGUAUAUCGAGUGCAGUGGUCCGAGCUGUCUGGUGGAGCUCACGGUCCCGGGGCAAUUCCAAUGACCUGCUGCUAUCCCCGCAUGUUAUGAAGGCGUUGGCUCGGCAAGGGGACGAUGAGGCGAUCUGGGCCCUUCUGGGCCUCUACUUUGGCAGUCACUGCUCCGUCGUCCUCGGCAGCGACACUAGAGUGUUACUAGCCUCGAUUCCGAGGAUACACCAGGUCGUCGUACGGCGAUUCAUACAGCCAUGUCUGGUCCCUCCUAGCGGUACGGAUAACGCCAAGGAGGCCCUGGCUCAGUCUUGCGUUGAUAGGGUGCUUUCUGGCGAUGAGUCUGUGUAUGUCGGCUUGAAUGCAUCGGCUACACUCUACAGUACAGCCCUGCAGGUUAUGGACGCUGACGAUCUGCGUAGUAAAGAUCGCAACCCUGUGGAUCCUGAUGUUUUGCGGUCGGCUAUACCUGUAUUGAACCUGGUGGCAUUUAAACUGCUCACAGCCACUGCUCAACCAGAGUGCGGAGAUCAGAUCAAAGCCAUCGUUGGUCGAGUAUGUAGACUUUGUCGUUCCUUGCAUGGCCGGAGGUCGACCCUCGGCCUCGACUCUGCUGAGUAUUGGGUUGUUCAUUCUACCCGACCGUUACUUCGGGCUGCAGCUGAUGUUAAGUUGGCAGACUUAGCAGUGGGUGAGGAUAAUGAGGAGGAUGAAGAUAUGGAGGAGGUCGACUACAUGGAUGAGGACGAGGGCAACUCUGGAGCUGCAGAGGAAACCCAAACUGGGCCCACCGUUGGGGAACCACAGCGCACUGGGCUGGCAACUGUCCACUACUUCUUUACGCCCAAGUCGAAUGGAAGGACACGAGGUCAUGAAGCUGAGCAGCGACAGCUUAGUUCGGUCCUUGCUGAACUCCCUCAUUCCGUGGCCUUCAAGGAUCGUGUCGCACUCUUCCACACCGUCUUAUUGAACGACCAUAGUGGCGGCGAGCGAAGGAAUGCUGAUUUGAUGUUCAUGAUGAGGUCACGACGCAAUGAGACACUGCAGACAGUCCACAGGGAUCCCGAUCUACUGUUGAAGGACGGACUUAAGAUGAUGGAGACUAUGUCCUCAUCAGGAUCGAGCCAUGCCCGAUGGCGUGUGGAGUGGGUCGAUGAGACCGGUGCCAUGGAGCCUGGUAUAGACGGUGGCGGGCUCUUCAAGGAGUUCCUCAAUCUGUGGACAACAGAGGCAUUCGGGAAGUUCUUUACCGUUGACGAGCGAGGAGGCGUUUAUCCCAUCCCUAACGCCACCCCCACUGUGGAGGAGCUGAACCAAGUCCGCAAUAUUGGAAGAGCAGUUGGGAAGGCCAUAUACGAAUUGAUCCUAAUCGAUACGAGGUUUUCCAUCGUCUUCCUCAACCGUCUCUUGGGAUUGCAGUUCUCCAUUGACGAAGUUGCAACUAUCGAUAAACAAGUGUGUAGGAGUCUGUUGUAUUUGCGGCACUGCUCGGCUGAGGAGGUAGCGGCGUUAUCGCUCAACUUCACGGUCACCGCUGGAGGUCGCGAUGUGGAUCUUCUACCCGGUGGAAGCACGACUCCGGUCACUGCGGAUAACCGAAUGCUUUACUUACUGCUGAUGACCAAGUUCAAAGCAUGCACACAAAUAGAGCAGCAAACUACAGCGUUUGUGGAAGGGGUCGGCGACAUCAUCCCUGUACAGUGGCUGCAGUUGUUCUGUCCGGAAGAAUUGAACAUGCUUGUAUCGGGAGAAGAGCGUCGUGGAUUUGAUGUUGAUGAUCUCCAACGGCACACUGAAUACUCCAACGGCUAUUUUGCCGAUCAUCCCAACAUCAGAGCCUUCUGGUACAUUGUUAAAGACCUAUUCACAGACGCUGAUCGAGAUGCGCUCCUCCGCUUUGUGACGAGUAACUCAAGACCGCCCCUGCUUGGUUUCAAAACACUAUCUCCUCUUUUCGCAAUCGCGAGAGUGGAUGACCCUGAGCGAUUACCAACCGCCAGCACUUGUGUUAAUCUACUUAAGUUGCCGGACUGUGGUGCUAAUGUGGAGAAGCUCCACAGGAAACUUCUAACUGCUAUCCAUGCGAAAGCAGGCUUUGGUUUAUCGUGAUAUAUUUACCACACUGAAUAUUCCUCAUUGCUAAUAUAUUGUUAUAAUUUCACCAGCAUACUUCUCCCCAA
This is a messenger RNA of Perkinsus marinus ATCC 50983, 3047 nucleotides long. RefSeq names its product ubiquitin protein ligase, putative. Lineage: Eukaryota; Perkinsozoa; Perkinsida; Perkinsidae. The transcript has 19 exons. The record is from RefSeq and is a predicted model, not a curated record. Bases 1 to 2976 code for a protein of 991 amino acids. Gene Ontology annotation, molecular function: ubiquitin protein ligase activity. Gene Ontology annotation, biological process: protein polyubiquitination; ubiquitin-dependent protein catabolic process.